Messenger RNA from Ananas comosus (pineapple), 1017 nucleotides. RefSeq names its product probable glucan endo-1,3-beta-glucosidase BG4. Bases 1 to 1017 code for a protein of 338 amino acids. NCBI's taxonomy places the organism in Eukaryota, Viridiplantae, Streptophyta, Magnoliopsida, Poales, Bromeliaceae. Gene Ontology annotation, biological process: carbohydrate metabolic process. Gene Ontology annotation, molecular function: hydrolase activity, hydrolyzing O-glycosyl compounds. Gene Ontology annotation, cellular component: plasma membrane. The record is from RefSeq and is a predicted model, not a curated record. The transcript has 2 exons.
AUGGCAUUGGCUUGGACUACUUGCUUUGGCCUUCUUACACUGAUUUUCGCUCAACAAGUUCAUGCAAACAGCAUAGGUAUUUGUUACGGAAUGACAGGUGAUAAUCUUCCAUCUCCUCCUGAUGUUGUGGCCCUCUACAAGAAGUAUUUCAUAGAAAAAAUCAGAAUUUACAGCCCUAACCCUGAGGUCCAAAACGCCCUCCAGUUGCAAGACCUCAAAGUCGCCGUCGGUGUCAGAAACGAAGACAUACCCAACAUCGCAGCUAACCAAACAGCGGCAGACAAGUGGGUGAGUACAAAUAUUUCGCCUUACAAUGAUUCAGGAAUCCAGUAUGUCGUGGUUGGCAACGAGGUCAUAGGGAGCAACUUGGGAAAGUACGUAGCUCCAGCGAUGGCGAACCUUCGCAACUCAUUGAACUCUGUGAAACUAGUAGCUAUUAGGGUGACGACGUCAGUCUACACUGGUGUCCUUAGCAUGUCAAGUCCACCAUCUCAGGGCACAUUCUCUCCUAGUGUAGUUGAUGACAUGACAGCCAUUGUGUCGUUCUUGAACAAUCUGCCACCAGAGAACCCGCAACAUGUGAUAAUGGUCAAUGUUCACCCUUACUUUGCUUACGCCGCAGAUCCAGAACACAUCUCUCUCGAAUAUGCACUGUUCACAGCAACAAGUCCGGUCGUAAGAGAUGGGAACUUGGAUUACUAUAAUCUUUUCGACGCCAUGGUUGAUGCUUUUUAUGCUGCUUUGGAGAAGAUAGGAGGAGCUAGUAUAGAGGUUGUGGUGUCGGAGACUGGCUGGCCAUCAGCGGGCAAUGGGAACUUUACAACAAUUGAGCUUGCAAAGACGUAUAACAAGAACUUUAUGAACCAUAUUGCAAGUAGUGGGACCCCCAAAAGACCAAACAUUAGUACCGUUGGAUUCAUAUAUGAAAUGUUCAAUGAAGACCAAAAGCCUGCAGGAGUGGAGCAGAACUUCGGAUUGUUCUAUCCAAGCGGACAACCCGUCUACAAUAUAUUUUGA